Linum tenue is the source of this 1296-nucleotide messenger RNA. NCBI's taxonomy places the organism in Eukaryota, Viridiplantae, Streptophyta, Magnoliopsida, Malpighiales, Linaceae. The record is from the annotation of a GenBank genome assembly.
AUGGCCGUCCAAGGCAAGAAACCCCGGCUCAAAGCUGGGGCUUUUCGCCGAUUUGCAUCUCUCGUUCUUGUCACGGUGAUAGGGGUUCUGCUACUGAUUGUCCUGCUCGGAACAAAUUCAGUCUCGAGUUUUGUCUCAAGAAAUCUGAAUGAGUCCUAUUAUACCAAUCUGGAGCCACUUCACAACAUUUCUGCCAUUAUGGCAAGGCUCAAUCUCCCCAAGCAGAGCGAACUAUCCUUGCAAUUAGAAAAGCUUAACCAGUUACCUCCCAGGAAUCUAGAUCUGUAUCCCAAGCUAGCUGAUGAUCAUAUAACCAUUGUGUUGUAUGUUCACAACAGACCGCAGUAUCUGAAAGUUGUGGUUGAUAGCUUGUCAAAGGUUGUAGGGAUAAGCGAGACAUUGCUCGUUGUUAGCCAUGAUGGCUACUUCAAACAGAUGAACAAGAUUGUAGAAAGCAUCAAGUUUUGCCAGGUGAAGCAGAUAUUUGCUCCUUACUCGCCUCAUGUGUUUUACUCAAAGGGGUUCCCUGGUGUUUCUCCAGCUGACUGCAAGGAGAAAGAUAAUGCUUCCGAGAAGGGCUGUAUAGGGAACCCAGAUCAGUAUGGGAAUCACCGGUCCCCCAAGAUAGUGUCACUGAAGCAUCACUGGUGGUGGAUGAUGAACAUGGUAUGGGAUGGUAUGAAGGAGACAAAGGGACACUCUGGUCAUAUCCUCUUCAUCGAGGAGGAUCACUUCAUUUUCCCCAAUGCAUACCUUAACUUGAAGGUGCUUGCUGAUUUGAAGCCGGUGAAAUGCCCUGAUUGCUAUGCUGCAAAUUUAGCACCCUCGGAUGUCAACUCCAGAGGAGAGAAUUGGAACAGUUUGAUCGCCGAGAGAAUGGGGAACGUGGGUUACUCGUUCAAUCGAACCGUUUGGGAGAAGAUUCAUCGGAAAGCCAAAGAGUUUUGUUUCUUUGAUGAUUAUAAUUGGGAUAUAACGAUGUGGGCGACAGUUUACCCUUCAUUUGGAGGACCUGUGUAUUCCUUACGUGGGCCCAGGACAAGUGCUGUCCAUUUCGGCAAGUGUGGUCUGCAUCAGGGCCAUGGGGAGAAGGAGAAGAAGAGUGGUUGCAUUGAUAAUGGUGCAAUGAAUAUUGUGGCGGAAGAGACUGAUAAGGCAGUGAAUGUAAACAAGGAGUGGGAAGUGAGGGUGUACGAGAAUCAACCCGGGUAUCAAGCUGGGUUCAAAGGUUGGGGUGGGUGGGGGGAUGAAAGAGAUCGCGAAUUGUGCAUGAAGUUCGCCGAAAUGUAUCACUGA